This is a messenger RNA of Culex pipiens pallens (northern house mosquito), 3100 nucleotides long. RefSeq lists its product as uncharacterized. The transcript has 2 exons. The coding region runs from base 1 to 366 and encodes 121 amino acids. NCBI's taxonomy places the organism in Eukaryota, Metazoa, Arthropoda, Insecta, Diptera, Culicidae. The record is from RefSeq and is a predicted model, not a curated record.
AUGAGCGCAUCGUUCAGAGCAACUCCGGUAGACGUGCGACACGAAGCAUCAAACACCACGCGAAGCUUCGUAGUGGUGCUGUCCGGCCUCAAGACGCAGUGGUGUGGCAGGUCUGGAUUCGCUGACAGCCGCUUCUCCAGUCCCAGGAAGCGUUUGAUGGCUGUUGAUCUGGACUCACCGAGACGCUGGACAGCGUACUUCUUCUUGGGCAGCGUCACAACAAAUCUGCCAGUUUCGUCACGAACCGUCGUCUCCUCGAACAGCUGCUCGCACGUGCGAACAUUUGGUCCUUCGAGCCGGAUCCGAAGGAUCCGGUCUGGCCAGGUUCGGGACACUUCGCGAAACGGACAGUUCAGUGCGAAGUGAAGGCCUGCUCGCGAAGAGCGGCCUGAAGUGAACGGUGCAGAAGCGCGCCUGGACAGUUUUGGUGCGUGCUGCGUGUGGACCAACGGACAAAAAGUGCACGGAAAAUCCGUGAAAAAAGUGCCAAAAAGUGCAAAAAAAAAUCAAAAAGAGCGAGGAUCACCACUGGCUCUCAUCAGAGAUGGGCCAGGGACAGGCAGGGACAAAAUUACAUUUAUUUGUGGAUCACAUUUAGGCUGGUAAAAUUGUGAAUUGAUCUCUCGCGCGAUCAGCUUUCAUCAUAAGACUUUCUUCUUCUUCUAAACAAAGUCAAUGUUAUGAAUUGAAAGAAGUUCUACCAUCGUUAUAUUCUUUAGUAAGAAAGGCUCUAUCUCACCCCAGGUGGGAUUAAAUCGGGUUUUUGAUACUGGUAAUGAAAAUGAUCAUUUUAACAGGAUUGGCCACACCCGGAGUGGCCAUUGCCCUGGGGAAGGUUCUUCCUGGAGGACAUUUACGGAAACAUACAAAUUUGGGCAAUAUGGGAAUCAAAAUUCAUGGUUUUUGAUACUGGUGAUGAAAAUGGCUAUUUUGGCAGGAGUGGCCACACCCGGAGUAACCAUUGCCCUGCGGAAGGUUCUACCGGGAGGACAUUUACGGAACCAUACAAAUUUGGGCAAUAUGGGUAUCAAAAUUCAUGGUUUUUGAUACUGGUAAUGAAAAUGGCCAUUUUGGCAGGAUUGGCCACACCCGGAGUGGCCAUUGCUUCGGGGAAGGUUCUCCCGGGAGGACAUUUACGGAACCAUACAAAUUUGAGCAAUAUGGGUAUCAAAAUUCAUGGUUUUUGAUACUGGUGAUGAAAAUGGCCAUUUUGGCAGGAUUGGCCACACCCGGAGUGGCCAUUGCCCUGAGGGAAGGUUCUACCGGGGACAUUUAUCGAACCAUACGACUUGGGGCAAUAUGGGUAUCAAAAUUCAUGUUUUUUGAUACUGGUAAUGAAAAUGGCCAUUUUGACCGGAUUGGCCACACCCGGAGUGGCCAUUGCCCUGGGGAAGGUUCUACCGGGAGGACAUUUACAGACCCAUACAAAUUUGGGCAAUAUGGGUAUCAAAAUUCAUGGUUUUUGAUACUGUUAAUAAAAAUGGCCAUUUUGGCAGGAUUGGCCACACCCGGAGUGGCCAUUGCCCUGAGGGAAGGUUCUACCGUUAGGACGUUUACGGAACCAAACAAAUUUGGGCAAUAUGGGUAUCAAAAUUCAUGGUUUUUUAUACUGGUAAUGAAAAUGGCUAUUUUGAUAGGAUUGGCCUCACCCGGAGUGGCCAGUGCCCUGGGGAAGGUUCUAUCGGGAGGACAUUUACGGAACCAUACAAAUUGGGGCAAUAUGGGUAUCAAAAUUCAUGGUUUUUGAUACUUGUAAUGAAAAUGGCCAUUUUGGCAGGAUUGGCCACACUCGGAGUGGCCAUUGCCCCGGGGAAAGGUUCUCCCGGGAGGACAUUUACGGAACCAUACAAAUUUGGGCAAUAUGGGUAUCAAAAUUCAUGGUUUUUGAUACUGGUGAUGAAAAUGGCCAUUUUGGCAGGAUUGGCCACACCCGGAGUGGCCAUUGCCUGAGGGAAGAGUCGCACCACUUUUUUUGCUCCUGCAAAUUUACUCCGCGCCAUCGCAAUUCGCGAGUUUCUGUGUGCCUCCGAAAGCCGCCAUCGCUGAGGACUUCACCAUUGCCGCUAGCCGCUGAAUUCACGGUAGGAUCCAUCCACGGGACUCCGGGGCUUCCGGAGACAACUUUGAAGCGAGCCACCAGCUCGUACAUGGUCCUUCGAGCAUCAGAAGCAGCAGCAGAAAACUACCGUCAGCGGACCGAUAGUGGACCAGUGGAAGAAGUGGAAGUUUUUCGUUCGGCGAUUUCGUUGGAUUUUCGGCACCAAAAACACAGCUGGCGACGCCGUGGCCUGCAUCGAAGGGGAGACUGGAUUUCGAGGUCAACUCUAGCGUCACUGAAGAGGUUGGUGGUGCGAUUUUUCGGUGGAUUUCGUGGAAGGAAGGCAAGCAGCAAGGCGUUUGCUGCGAACUUCGACGGAUUUGCAGUGCGAAGGUAAGCGAAGCGGUUCAAACUGUUCCUGUCGAAGGCUGCGAUCAGUUGGAGGUCACCGUACGAAGGCGUACCAGCGUUCCGGAUCCUGCAGCGUGCCUGGUCAACGGAUUACGGAAGCGGAUUUCGACGGAUCGACUCCAGCGUCGUUCGUAAGUUGAGGGAGCAGCUCAAGUAAGUCGCCAUUUUCUCACUUACCUCAUACAAAUACGAACUUUUGCCCGUUUUUGAACGUCCGGGCCAGCAACUUUCGACUGUUUUGACAGCAGUUCGUUAGUUUGCCGAACUUUUGUGGAUUUUCCGACCAUCCCGAUGUCGAAUCCACCGUCUCCGAACCAUCUCUUGAAGGCGGAGCUUCCGCCUGAUAUAAAGCUGCACGUGAUCGGGUGCGAUCAUGGGAACGCCUUUCUCGAGCGCGUUCGAAAGUUUUUGGAGGGUUACGAUGCGUCCAAAUUGGGACAAGCGCAGCUGCGCUUGGAGAAAAUGGACGAAACGUACAACGUGUUCAUGUCUCAGAUUCAAGCCUUGGAACUGGUGAACGACAGCCUUGACCCACUGUUGUCUAUUUUUGUGAAAGGAAUAUUUACUGGGUUAUUUUGAAUGCACCGUUUUUUUACGUGUUGCUAACCGUUUUAGAGUACCUCAGAGGCCAUGACUAGGGUCUUUAUCAUG